AUGGUUAGCAUCGCCAUAUUUGCUAGAUCUCUGUCACCAGAUCAGGCUACGAGGCUGAAAGCUUCUGUAAGAGAAAGUUUCUCGCAUUUGAAAAAAAGGCUUGAGGAUUCCGAGUUUAUCAGGAGAUUACAAAGACAGGAAAUCGAAGAAUUGAACAGAGAGCUACGAUUGAUGGAAGAGGAUAUCAAGGUCACCCGAGAUCUGAUGAGGGAAAACGCAAUUAUCAAAGGCGAGGCUGCCGUUGUGUGCGAGGAGCUCCGAGCUGCAUUAGUGGAUAGAGACUGGUACAGGGCUCUCGUUCUCGAGACACGCGUAGGGUAUGGUCGGAAGGAGAGUGAAGGUAAAGAGUAUCUAUACAUAUUCUUAACAGGAGUGUACUAA
Messenger RNA from Morchella importuna, 381 nucleotides. RefSeq lists its product as uncharacterized. NCBI's taxonomy places the organism in Eukaryota, Fungi, Ascomycota, Pezizomycetes, Pezizales, Morchellaceae. Bases 1 to 381 code for a protein of 126 amino acids. The transcript has a single exon. The record is from RefSeq and is a predicted model, not a curated record.